GUUUGAAAACAUCAGGAGGAAUUGAAGGAUGAUUUGGGCGUCAGCGCUGAUCUUCAUCACCGCGCUCAGCUCCGGUGUGUGUGAUGACGGACACGAGAUGGAGGAGUUCCUCAAGAGGGAGUACACACUGUCCAAACCGUACCAGGAUGUGGGCGUGUCGGGCUCGUCUCAUUGGGAGCUGAUGGGAGACGCUCUGGUCUCCUCUGAUUAUGUUCGUCUGACUCCAGAUCAGCAGAGCAAACAGGGAGCCAUAUGGAGCCGCAUGCCUUGUCACCUGAGCGACUGGGAGCUGCAGGUCCACUUUAGGGUUCACGGUCAGGGAAAGAAGAACCUGAACGGUGAUGGUCUGGCCGUCUGGUACACUAAAGAGCGCAUGCAGAGAGGUCAGACAGAGCUGGGCGGCUGCAACGCCAUGGUGCGAAACCAGAAACACGAAACCUUCCUCUUCAUCAGAUACGUCCGGCGCCGACUCACGGUCAUGAUGGAUAUCGACGGGCAGCAUGAGUGGAGAGACUGUCUGGAUGUUCCUGGUGUUCGUCUGCCGCAGGGCUUUUACUUCGGGGCUUCAGCUGUCACAGGAGACCUUUCAGAUAAUCAUGACCUGAUCUCCAUGAAGCUCUACCAGCUGACGAUCCUGCGCAGCAAGCAGGAGGACGAGGAGCAGGAGGAGGUUCUGGUUCCCAGCGUGGACAACAUCGACCUGCUGAGGCCUCCCGUAGAUGAGGAGAGUGUGAGCAGCGUGGGCAUCUUCUUCAGCGUGCUCUUCACUCUGCUGGGGGUGUUUCUGCUGGUGGUGGUGGGACUGGUGCUGUAUGAACACUGGAGCGAGAGCCGCCGCAAGCGCUUCUACUGACACACACACACACACACACACAUGAAGAACUCCAGUCUGCACUAUUGGACAUGAAUAACACACACAGCUCUGUGCGCAGUGCAGGGUGUGUGUGUGUGUGUGUCAGAGCUGCUCUAUACAGAUGAACAGCAGUCGGACCGCAGUAUCCCAGCAGAGCUCAGCCGGGUGUUUCCCAUGAUCCUCUGCUCUCGCUGUGUGUGUGCCGGCCCCGUCACACAUGCUGUGUUUAUUACUGUUUAUUUAUUGUUCAGAAGCUGAUGAUGACUGAUUAAAGUGGAGCUGUUUGUA
This is a messenger RNA of Danio rerio (zebrafish), 1141 nucleotides long. RefSeq names its product lectin, mannose-binding 2-like a (gene lman2la). The record is from RefSeq and is marked provisional. Lineage: Eukaryota; Metazoa; Chordata; Actinopteri; Cypriniformes; Danionidae. Gene Ontology annotation, cellular component: Golgi membrane; endomembrane system; membrane. Gene Ontology annotation, molecular function: metal ion binding; carbohydrate binding.